AUUAUCUCUUCCUUGGAUAAAGCCUCAGGGUCUGACUCACCUUUGUACCAGUAGGAUAAGUGAAAAGCUGCUGUCCCCUCAUGUGGCGUCAUGAAUACACUCCUACCUCCAUGUCAACUGUACGGAAAUCUGAGCUUUGGGCGGACUGUGUGGCAACCCGUGCACUUCCCUCUGCUGGGCUACAACGAUAGGAGCAAUAUGCAUGCUACUAUCUGAAGUACACUGUAGAAGUGAACUUUAAGUAGGCCUUUUCUUUAGUUUUUUCCCCCCUUCCUCUGUCAUCAUGGGUGAAUCUGACGGGAACGGGCCCCUAACUCGCAGGAGAAGGGCGACUUUGUCGGCGGGGAGAGGUGCGAGUUUGGCGCCGAUGAACGGGAGGUCUGCGGCGGCGUUUCAGGGCACAGACACCGCUGACAUUAGCAGCAAGGACGGCGGACAACAGGGGAAGCGUGACCGCUCGCUGGAAACAGUCCGGUCCACGUCAAAGAGUAAAAAGAAACGCAGGAGUGACAUAAGUGACACACUGAGUAGCUGUCACAAGACACAGCAGUCCCUGCUGAGCUCAGCCAGUGGUUACAAAAACUACAGAGGAGUCCUCAACUGGUGUGUGGUCAUGCUGGUGCUGAGUAAUGCUCGCCUCUUCUUAGAAAACCUGUUAAGGCACGGUAUUCUGGUGGAUCCUAUUCAGGUUAUUUCCUUGUUUCUGAAUGAUCCGUACAGCUGGCCGGCUGCAUGCCUGGUGAUUGUGUCCAACGUGUUCGUUCUGGUGGCCCUCUACACAGAAAGGCAGCUGUCAAAGGGUUCACUCAGUGAACUUGCAGGAUUUCUGGUUCAUUGCAUUAACAUGGCAAUAAUGCUAACAUUCCCAGCUGCAGUGGUCCUAUUGGUCCCCUCUGUGACCCCAGGUAAAAUGUUUUUGCUACUAUCUACUGAACAUAGGAGACAUGUGUGUCUUUGUUUCCAGCUGUUCUUCACUCAGCUGUUAGUUGCUCUCACUCAACAGUGGAUGAUUCCCAUCAUUCAAAGUUCCAUGAAACCACUAGAGGACAUGGAUCUGUCCAGGAUGACAGAGAGACUUCUGAGAUUAGCUGUUCCCAAUCACCUGUUGUGGCUGAUGUUCUUCUACUGGUUCUUCCACUCGUCUUUGAACUUCACUGCUGAGCUGUUGCGCUUUGGAGACAGACAGUUCUACAAGGACUGGUGGAACUCUGAGUCAGUGACAUAUUUCUGGCAGAACUGGAACAUCCCCGUACACAAGUGGUGUCUACGCCACUUUUACAAGCCACUCCUUAGGAGAGGAUUUAGUAAAAUGGUCAGCCAGUCAGCUGUCUUCUUCUUGUCGGCUUUCUUCCAUGAGUACUUGGUGAGUGUUCCUCUGAGGAUGUUCAGACUUUGGGCCUUCAUGGGCAUGAUGGCACAGGUGAGACCCAAAAAGAAAAAGUUUACAAAAGCAUGCAUGUCUAGAUACAACUAAAUACUAGACCGUGGACAGAGGUACACGUAAAAGCAUAAGGUUAGUCUACACAUUAGAUAAUGCUCCAAUCAACAUUUAUUGUUAAGCCACCAUGUAACAUUCAGUCACAAGCUUUUCUUCAAUACACCAUUUUAAUCAGAAUUGUUUUCGUAAUGUUUGAAAAGGUUAAAGAAAAAAAUAUGUACAAGUGUGACAUUUAAGUGUGGUUACAUAAAUAGUUUAUUGGUGUACCCCUGUCAUACUAAAAGUCAAAAUAAAGACAAGUGGAUGAUGUUCCUUUUGACUCCUGUGGGACAUUUUAAAAGGUGCUCUCAGUGUUUGGCCUUGGCUUCAGUAUCAUUAACUUAAUUAAUUACCUAAUUAGCACAACAGGGCACGAUUGAUCUAUC
This is a messenger RNA of Larimichthys crocea (large yellow croaker), 1863 nucleotides long. RefSeq names its product diacylglycerol O-acyltransferase 1. The transcript has 13 exons. The coding region runs from base 284 to 1474 and encodes 396 amino acids. Gene Ontology annotation, molecular function: diacylglycerol O-acyltransferase activity. Gene Ontology annotation, cellular component: endoplasmic reticulum membrane. NCBI's taxonomy places the organism in Eukaryota, Metazoa, Chordata, Actinopteri, Sciaenidae. The record is from RefSeq and is a predicted model, not a curated record. Gene Ontology annotation, biological process: triglyceride biosynthetic process.